AUGCCAGAAUUUCGCUCAGCCGUCUCGUGUCCACCGAUUCCCGAUGACUUGACUGCCGCGCAAUUUAUACUCGAUUCAAAUCAUCCUAACCGACCGAUUCGUCGAGGAAAUGUACCAUGGCUCAUCGAAGAUAGUACUGGGAGAAAGGUUGAAUUCGAGGAGAUACGUCUGCGGACACAUGCGUUAGCAAAUGCUUUGCAUCUUCGAUAUGGUGUUGGUGAAAAUGAUGUCGUUUGUAUAUUCUCACCAAAUCACGUCGAUUAUCCUGUCGCUAUAUGGGCUGCGCAUAGGCUCGGCGCGAUAGUCUCAUGCGCCAAUCCAUCUUAUACUGCCGACGAGCUGCUGCAUCAACUCGUAGCUGCUAAGGCAUUUGUGAUGGUGGCACAUCCAGAUUGUCUUCCUACAGCCCUUGCUGCAGCACGGCAAGCUGGACUGGCGGCGGAUCAUAUCUUUCUCAUGGAUGAGCUCAGGGCGAAGGUCCCGAUUCCUUUCCCAACAAUAUCGGAUCUAGUGAAGGAAGGAUUGUCAAAACCGACAUGCUUCGUAGAGCGAAGACUUGCACCAGGAGAAGGAAAAACGAAACUAGCAUUCCUCAGUUUUUCCAGUGGAACGACAGGGAAACCGAAGGCCGUCGCUAUCCCUCAUUACGCCGUGAUUUCUCAAGUUAUACAGGGGGCGGUGCAUCACAAAGUGAAUGAGGAUUACACUACUUGGGAGAAACGUCGUUUCAGACCAGGGGACAUCGCAGUGGGAGUUCUACCGUUCUUCCAUAUCUAUGGUCUGGUCGUUAAUUUACACUUCCUGCUCUUCUCCGGAAUUACUGUUGUUGUGAUCCCGAAGUUCAACUUCGUGGAUUUCCUGAAGAGCAUCGAUAAGUAUAGAAUUCAACACUUGCUUGUCGUUCCCCCUCAAAUCGUCCUGCUCUGCAAGCAUCCGGCCGUCAAGAAAUAUGACCUCUCGCAUGUUCGAUCUUGCAUGAGUGGAGCGGCUCCUUUGUCCAGAGAACUGACUGAGCAGCUAAUCAAAGUCUUGCCAAACGCUCAAAUUGGUCAAGGAUACGGUAUGACCGAGACGGCUAUUUCGGCGUUUCCGAUUACGCAAUGGAUUGGUACUCCAGGAAGUGUGGGCCAACUGAUUCCGGGUUGUACGGCGCGAGUUGUGAAGGCGGAUGGUACGCUAGCGGACUACGAAGAGGAGGGUGAAUUGCACGUUUCCGGGCCACAGAUAGCACUUGGAUAUACGAACGAUGAGAAAGCCUCGCGUGAGACGUUCGUGGAUGGCUGGCUCAGAACUGGCGAUGUGGUGAAGUUUGCGAAGGAUGGGGACAUCUUCAUCGUUGGCAGGGUGAAGGAAAUUCUCAAAGUCCGUGGCUUCCAAGUAGCUCCAGCAGAGUUAGAAGGCCAUCUACUGGACCACCCCGACGUAUCCGACGUGUGCGUCGUUGGUAUUCCGGAUGACUAUAGUGGUGAAGUUCCCUUGGCCUUCGUCAUGCUCGAUGCCAGAGCUGCCCAGCGCGCGAGGAGAAGCAAUGCAGAGGCCGAAAAGAUUAAAAAGUCUAUCAUGAAACACGUCUCUGAUUCCAAAGUGCCUUACAAAUGGCUGAAGGGUGGUGUCGAGUUCAUAGAUGUCAUCCCAAAGAAUCCCAGUGGGAAACUGCUUAGACGACAGAUGGAAGACAAGGCGAAGGAGAUCGCCGCUAAGCGUGGCACGAAGGCAAGGCUCUGAUACAUUUGGAUGAUUUAAAUGGAUAUCGCUUCGGUAGUACUGCACAUCUAAGAGCAUCUGUUUCCUUGCGGACUUAUUCUCCGACAGCUGUUCUUGUUUAUGUACUUGCACUUACUCUCCUUUCUUACCCUUUCGUUGAUUUGUCUUGCAUGCCCUUUGUUUUCG
Molecule: messenger RNA, 1890 nt
Organism: Fomitiporia mediterranea MF3/22
Lineage: Eukaryota; Fungi; Basidiomycota; Agaricomycetes; Hymenochaetales; Hymenochaetaceae
Product: acetyl-CoA synthetase-like protein
Exons: 17
Coding region: 1-1725 (574 amino acids)
Biological process (GO): secondary metabolic process
Molecular function (GO): CoA-ligase activity
Source: RefSeq, a predicted model, not a curated record